Molecule: messenger RNA, 4140 nt
Organism: Limulus polyphemus (Atlantic horseshoe crab)
Lineage: Eukaryota; Metazoa; Arthropoda; Merostomata; Xiphosura; Limulidae
Product: la-related protein 4-like
Exons: 18
Coding region: 147-2765 (872 amino acids)
Biological process (GO): positive regulation of translation
Cellular component (GO): cytosol; cytoplasmic stress granule
Molecular function (GO): mRNA 3'-UTR binding
Source: RefSeq, a predicted model, not a curated record
GUAGCCGGGCGUACUAGUGCUAGAGGUAUUGAACGAGGUUCGUGAGGGUUGGUUCUCGUUUACGCAGCUGUCUAGUGCGACAACCAAAUUUUCUGAAAAAUAUUAAAAGGAUCGUCAUUUUAAGGUAGACAUUGUCCAGCAACUCCAUGACCUCUGACUUUGGAGACAACACAGAAGUGACUGUGGAGCUUAAUAACACUGCUAAACCUGGUGACCCAAGUUUGAACCCAGAUGCUGAAAUCUUUUGUAGCAAGACUUUGGAAAAUAACUGUGUGAAAUCAUCUAUAUCUCAGGCAGUUGGCGGAACUGGUGGUGAAGACAUAAAGACUUCUGGUGUUGUCUGUCAGGAUGUUAGAGACGAAGUAAGCCAGGAUGUUGAAAUAACAGAGAACAUGAACAACUCAACAGCUAUAGCCAAUGCUGGAUGUGUUCGCAUGAUGUACCAUUCUCAAUCAGAUCACCAGCUUGAUCCACCAUACAUGACCCCUAAAGGAACUCCAUUACAGGAGUUGAAAGUCAUGUUGCAGAGGCAGUUGGAUUACUAUUUCUCAAGGGAAAAUUUGGCCCACGACACAUUUCUUGUUUCUCAAAUGGAUAGUGACCAAUAUGUUCCAAUCAUUACAGUCGCUAACUUCAACCAAGUGAGACGCCUCACUAAAGACUUGAAAUUGAUUGUGGAAGUACUGAGAGAAUCACCCAAUGUACAAGUUGAUGAGGCUGGUGAAAAGGUUCGUCCAAAUCAUAAGUGCUGUGUCUUAAUACUUCGUGAGAUACCAGAAAAUACUGCAAUCAAGGAUAUUGAAACUUUGUUUGGUGGCGAGGGUUGUCCAAAGUUUGCCAAGUGUGAAUUUGUCCACAAUGAUAGCUGGUAUGUGACAUUUGACUCUGAUGAAGAUGUGCAAAAGGCAUACCGCUACCUUCGAGAGGAAGUUCGUAGUUUCCAAGGCAAACCAAUUAUGGCAAGGAUUAAGGCCAAACCAAUUACAAGGGCACCAUUAGUUCCACGUUAUAAGAAUGGCUUGAGAUACCAUGGUCCUAUGGCCUCCCCAGUCAGUGGUCAGCAGGAACCCACCACACCUAUUCAGCAGCAGUGGACAGAACAGCCACAGCAAGGAUUACCUUAUUCAAACGAUCCAUCUUUGUCUUAUGGCAACCAGCAAGUCUUCCCUCCAUUUUAUCCACCUACAAUGCUUCAAGCUUGUGCUCCUCCUGCUCCAUCAACUUUUGAAUUUGGAACUAUAUUUUUAAUGAAUGGGCUGCCCCCACCAGCUGCUUUUAAGUCACUCAACGGAACUGGAAGACAUGGGCUACAUGGGAGGAGCAAUAAAACCCAAGUAUAUCGAAACCAACAUAACAAACACAAUUUGGUAGGCUUAGAACAGAAAGAUGCUCUACCAUUCAUGCAAAAUCCUCCACAUGGAGCUACUCCAAUGUUGAGUCGUGGGAUUAGUGGCUUCGGCUACCUGCCAUAUCCUUAUGGCAAUCCUUACGGUUUAGGAAUGGAUGUGCAAGAUUAUUUCUCCUAUUCCAAAAGGUAUUCACACUAUAACAAGCAAGUUUUAAGUUCCCCUUCUUCAAGUUAUGGUGCAAAAACAUCCAAUAGAUCGUCAAGUGGAAUCAAAGAAUCCACGAAUUCUAAGCUACCAAACCAAACUAAGUGUGCAGUUGAUUUCCAAGGCAGAGAUUUGUCUGCAAAACAACAAAGAAACCGUUCUAGGAGAAAAAGAAAAGAGGAAACAAGUGCCAAAUGUGAACAUAGAGGAGGAAGUAAUGAUACAAAAGGCUGUGAAAGUAAAGACAUCAAACCUGAUUCAGCCAAGUUUGAUCUGGAACCUGCUUCAUUUCCACCUCUUCCAGGAUCAUGGGAUUCGACUAUCUCUGGUUCUGAUGCAUUUGAGAACCGACUAUCAGAUAUAGUUAAAGGUACAUUGAAGGCCCCUGGGGAUGAUAGCAGACUGCAGAUUGAGGAACUAAAGUCCACUGUAAUAGAAGGUCACAGCCUAGCAAAUGGGAGCCUAAGUGAAACCAUACUAACUCCACCAGCAUCUCCUCUAAGAGAUGAAAGACUACUUAAUCAUCACAGCUUAACUGAAGGUAUGUGUUCAGUGCAGUCUGAGCCAAAGCAACCAUUUUCAACUGAGGAUGCACGUUCUGAGCCAGAAACCAAAUCAAAGCCAACAGUUCAUAAUACCAACAGAACUGUUGUUCUGACCUCCACCGUUACGACUGAAAUUGAUAGUUGCUGCGCCAUAUCUCCAAACCCUACUAGUUCAACUCCAACCAUGUUUUGCUCACCUCAACCUGCUUUUAAAUCCAUCAUUCCCACAAAGACUACAACCAUCCAGUCACAUCCAGUGGUUAAACAGCAGGAAAGUACAAGCUUCCUGAUAAAUGGAAACAUUGACUUAUCCAUUGGAUCUAAAGACAAAGGACGAAAACUGACUUACUCAGAAGUUGCACAAAGAGCUAAAGAUUCAGUGGAAAGACUAGCCUUUGAAUUGAAAGAAAAGGAACGCCAUGAGACAGCCGUACGACAGCAGCAUCACGUGGAGAGUGCUUCAAGUAAACAUUUGGCUUCUGAUUCAAAGAGCAUUUCUGGAGACUUUGUUAAACCAAAAGUUAGUGAACAAAAAAGCAACUUUAAAGAUAAUGAAAUCAAAGUUGGAAAUAAUGGAGUGGGAGCUGUGGAAAAGGAACGCUCACACCGAAUAUCUUCAAGAUCGUCUCGUGAAGAACAUGUCUCUAGUGGCAAAAUGGGCAAAUAAAAUGUGUGUGAACUGUGACAGAGUUUGAAGAUAUUAAUGGCAGAGAAGUGAUGUUUAAGAGUUAUCUACACUUAGCAUUCAGUUGUGCACUCUAAGUAGUGUGUUAAUGAAAUGCUCCAAAACGAAAUAUUAUCCAACAGAGUUAAUAUUGUAAUGACACAGCUUGUCUCUGUAACAUCUUCUGUUGCUAGGUUUGCUCUGUUACUUUAUCAAUGCCACCUGUAAGUGAAAAUCUUUUAAGGCAGGAAGUGUUUGCUGCUUGGACUCAGAUAUUUUUGUGGUGUGUUUUAACAAUGUGUAAGAUUUGCUACGUGAUAAUGGAAUCUUGAGUACGGUGCUGUAAAUAAAGACAAAGUGGUACUAGGGUUUGCUUUUCCCAUCUUUAUUACAACCAGUUGAAAUGCCUUAAACCUUCUUUCUCUAGAUUUUUAUAUCAGCAAUGACAUUUCUGUUCGGGUUCCUUCACUUACGUUUCUAGUAUUAUUUCACCAGCCAUCUUCAAAUAUAAAUGAAGUACUUGUUAAAAUAACAAAUGAAAAGUUGAUGAUUGUUUUAUAUCUUUAAUAUACUCAGUUAAGGUUGUUUGGUAUAUUGAAGGUAUUCAGGGAUUUUUGCUGGGUUAUGUUCAGAUUUAUCCAUAAAACAGGUCUUGAAAUCAAUCUCUGUACUUGAGAGUUAUAAUGUAUCUUGGGAGAGAGAGAGAAAAAGAAACAAAAUUGAUACUGAAGCUUUUUGGAUAAUUAAUCUGUUGUUUAAAUGUUGUCCCUGCGAGGUCAAUACCAUCUGUAAUCUUGUAAUGUAGAUGUGUAGUAAUUGGGAAAAAAAAAACAUUCAUCUUUACUGUAAAUUCAGCCAUCUUUUUCUUUCUUUCUUUCAAAUUGUUUGGGAAAUAUUCAAAUUUGUGUAGGAGAGCUGUCCCUGGAUAUUUCUUUCUCUAUUUGCAUUGAUUUUAACCUAAUUUUAACAGUUAAUUAUUCCAACUUUGUGCUUCUCUAGCCAUUUUAUUUUAUCACUUAAUGAGCCUAAAAGGUUUUAUACCUUUCUAAUCUCCUUCACAGUAAUUCACCAGAUCUUAUUUGUAGAAACAUUUCUUUUAUGAUUGAUUUUUAUUGAGUAAAUAAUGCCAGGAGAUUAAACAUUUUGUAAAUGUAGCAAGUCAGACUCUCGUGGAACUUAUUAUCGAUCAACAAAUGUGAAGACUAAUAUCAGUGUGUGACCACAAGGAACUUAAUGUACAAGAACCAUUGGUAAGAGAAUAUGGUGUUAAUCCAAGCUUACGGAUGGUUUUUUUUGUUGUUGUUGUUUUUUGUGAUACUUGUUUUAUAAAUUAGUAUCUAUAUGAAUAAAGGAGAUAUGUUUUGACUGGAAAUAAUAA